Molecule: messenger RNA, 306 nt
Organism: Camelina sativa (false flax)
Lineage: Eukaryota; Viridiplantae; Streptophyta; Magnoliopsida; Brassicales; Brassicaceae
Source: RefSeq, a predicted model, not a curated record
AUAUGGAUCAGGUAUGGGAACAAUACCAUGGAUCAUAGCAUCAGAGAUUUAUCCAGUAGACGUGAAGGGAGCAGCAGGAACAAUGUGUAAUUUGGUCAGCUCUAUCAGCUCAUGGCUCGUUGCUUGUUCCUUCAGUUUUUUGCUUCAGUGGAGCUCCACAGGAACAUUUCUGAUGUUUGCCACAGUGAUUGGCCUUGGAUUUGUGUUCAUAGCCAAGCUUGUUCCAGAGACCAAAGGCAAAUCUCUAGAAGAGAUUCAGUCUCUUUUUACUGAUCCUCAUGAAGAUUCUACAAUUUUCUAAAAUUC